CAUGAUUGUGCUGGCGUCGUAUGUCUUUGUAGGCCGUUUUUGCCAUGGCUCGUACCAAGCAGACAGCGCGCAAGUCGACGGGCGGCAAGGCCCCGCGCAAGCAGCUGGCCACCAAGGCGGCCCGCAAGAGCGCGCCGGCCACCGGCGGCGUCAAGAAGCCGCACCGCUACCGGCCCGGCACGGUGGCCCUGCGCGAGAUCCGCCGCUACCAGAAGUCCACCGAGCUGCUGAUCCGCAAGCUGCCGUUCCAGCGGCUGGUGCGCGAGAUCGCGCAGGACUUCAAGACCGACCUGCGCUUCCAGAGCUCGGCCGUGAUGGCGCUGCAGGAGGCGUGCGAGGCCUACCUGGUGGGGCUCUUCGAGGACACCAACUUUGCUUUCCUGAAAGCCAUGUCUGGCCGAGGCAAAGGCGGGAAGGGCCUAGGCAAGGGGGGCGCCAAGCGCCACCGCAAGGUGCUGCGCGACAACAUCCAGGGCAUCACCAAGCCCGCCAUCCGGCGGCUGGCCCGGCGCGGCGGCGUGAAGCGCAUCUCCGGCCUCAUCUACGAGGAGACCCGCGGGGUGCUCAAGGUGUUCCUGGAGAACGUGAUCCGGGACGCCGUCACCUACACGGAGCACGCCAAGCGCAAGACGGUCACGGCCAUGGACGUGGUGUACGCGCUCAAGCGCCAGGGCCGCACCCUCUACGGCUUCGGGGGCUAACUUGCCGGGUUUCGCCACCAGAACGUUUCAUUUCUCAACCAAAGGCCCUUUUCAGGGCCACCCAA
Molecule: messenger RNA, 766 nt
Organism: Acinonyx jubatus (cheetah)
Lineage: Eukaryota; Metazoa; Chordata; Mammalia; Carnivora; Felidae
Product: histone H3.1
Exons: 2
Coding region: 45-701 (218 amino acids)
Cellular component (GO): nucleosome
Molecular function (GO): DNA binding; structural constituent of chromatin; protein heterodimerization activity
Source: RefSeq, a predicted model, not a curated record